ACGGGCAUUCGACGCGACGCCAAGCUCGGACUCGGAGAAGGGGCGACGGCGCGCGCGGCGCGCCACUCUCGCGCCCGCGCCGCGGCAUCCUCGGGCCACGAUGCCCCCGUCCGCGCCGGCGCACCUCGCCGUCCUCCGCCUCCUUGACUCCGGGGACCUCGCGGCCGCGGCGCGCCUGGCGGCGGCAGGAGCGGGGCCCUCCUCCUCCUCCUCCCCGUCCCCGGUCUCCCUCGCCGCCGUGCUCCUCCGCCACCCGCCACCGCGCCUCGGCUGCUGCCUCCACGGCCGCGCGGCCCGGGCGGGCCUCCUCGCGGACCGGUACCUCGCCAACGCCCUCCUCGCCUUCUACGUCCGCCUCCCGCGCCACCUCCCGCACGCGCUCAGGGCGUUCGACGACCUGCCCCGCCGCGACGUCGUCGCGCACUCGUCGAUCCUCGCCGCGUUCCUCCGCGCGGGGAUGCCCCGCCGCGCGCUCGCCUCCCUCAGGGACAUGCUCGCCGGCGCCGACGACGACGUCUCGCCCAACGCCCACGCGCUCUCCGCCGCCGUCAAGGCCUGCGCCGUGCUCCGGGACCGCAAUGCCGGCGCGUGCCUCCACGGGAGCGUCCUCGUUCGGGGAUUCGGCGACGAUGGCGUCGUGCUAAGCUCUCUGGUCGACAUGUACGGUCAUGUGGCCGCGCCCGGUGACGCGCGGAAGGUGUUCGAGGAAAUGCGUGCACCGGACGGGAUAUGCUACACGUCGUUGAUAUCCGCAUUUGUGCGGAAUGAUUGGUUUGAGGAGGCCGUGAGGUGGUUCCGAUCUAUGCUAAUGAUGAAUGGGGUUAGGCCAGAUGGCUGCACUUUUGGUUCGAUGAUGACAGCACUGGGGAACUCGAAGAGGGGGAGUCAGGGGAGGCAGGCACAUGCUCAGGUGGUGACCCGUGGUCUGUGUGGGAAUGUGAUCGUGGAAAGCAGUACGCUGGACAUGUACGCCAAGUGUGGGUUGAUGGUGGAGGCUCGCAAGGUGUUUGACAGGAUGCAAGUUAGGAAUGAAGUUUCACGGUGCGCGCUGCUCGGAGGGUAUUGCCAGAAUGGGGAGUACGAGAAGGUCAUUGCAUUGUUCAGGGAGAUGGAUAAGGAGGACGGUGACUGGUAUAGCUUGGGGACUGUUCUGCGGGCAUGUGCUGGCCUAUCUUCAGUAAAGCCAGGUAAAGAGAUCCAUUGUCGGUUUCUGAGGAUGGCAGGGUGGAGAGAUGUGGUUGUUGAAUCUGCACUUGUGGACCUAUAUGCAAAAUGUGGCGCAGUGGACUAUGCAUAUAGUGUUUUUGAAGCAAGCACUGUCCGUAACACAAUUACUUGGAAUGCCAUGAUAGGUGGUUUCGCGCAGAAUGGCCAUGGUGAACGAGCUAUCAAUUUGUUCAAUCGGAUGGUCAGGGAAGGGCCCAGGCCUGACUAUAUCAGUUUUAUUGGUGUUCUUUUUGCCUGUAGUCAUACUGGAAUGGUUGAGCAAGGAAGAAACUACUUUAACUCUAUGUGCAAGGACUAUGGCAUUGCCCCUGGAAUUGAACACUACAAUUGUAUGGUUGACCUUUUCAGCAGAGUAGAGCUUCUUGAAGAGGCUGAAGAUUUGAUAAACAAGUCACCUUUUAGGAAUGAUUCUUCUUUGUGGGCCGAUAUCCUUGGUGCUUCUGCAACACAUUCUAACCCAGAUGUAGCAGAAAGGGUUUCAAAGAAAAUGAUGGAAUUGGAACCGCAGUAUCAUUUGAGCUACAUUCUUCUUGAAAAUGUGUACAGAACAGUAGGACGAUGGGAAGAUGCUUUAGAGAUUAGAAGGCUGAUGGAAUCGAGAAAGGUGAAAAAGGAACCUGGAAUGAGUUGGGUUGAUGCUAACAGAAGCAAACUGCAUGUAUGCAAUAGUAAUGAGGAAGUUUCGGAACUUGUAACUUCUAUUGAGAUGGAUAUUUCUUAGGACAGUCCAUAUAAUUUUCACGGUUCUGCUUAGUUUCCAAUGAGAUGGAUAGAGAAUAAGACAGCCUGUAUAGUUUUCAUGGUUUUGCUUUUCUUAGUGAUUCUGAGCUCUGAGUUAAUAUUCAUGUGCCAUUUCUGAAAUCUGAACUGCUGGGAGCCUGGAUGAAUACUAUCAUGUAUUACUCUAAGAAAAGGUCCUGCAUGAUCUGCCACUGAAAACUGACACCAGCUUGCACAGUGCAAAAUUCAUCCCAUCAAUUGGUAGGAAACAGGAAUAAUCACCUCAGAAAAAACAGUAUAAUCCAGUUUACAGCGUUGGUUAAUGCUGGUCCAACACCAUAGACUUUGUAGAUGUGGUAGGCUAGGACAGGAUGACCUCAACUACCAUGGAGAUGGAACUGUCAGACAAGCUGUCCACAACUAUUGGCUUCUUCCACGGGAUCCAUGAAACCAUCAAGGAGUUGAUAUUUGGCUCAUGGUCAACAAAAUAACCUUUUAAGGGAAAUCUGUUGUGAGCUUGACCUGAUCACAAUCCACUACCGAAUUGCUGAUAAGGAGCUUAUACUCAACAUAUUUGACUAAGGAGUAGUGGAUGAUGUUGAUAAUUUGAUAUGACACUCUCUCGUUGCGUGGCUGUGAAUCCUGUGACCAAAUGAUGUAGCACAAUAACAAGAGGAUCUGUUGGUAGUACGUACUAACAAUGACAAUGAUACUGUCUUGCAAGAUCUAGCCUUGGAAGUAUUCAUGUAAUCAUAUUCAGAUGCAGUUGGCCUUAAUGGAUUUUCCCCAAGAUCUCCGAUUGCCAUUUCCUUUUAUCUGUUGAUUGGCAUGUUGGUACUUGAAGAAACAGUGGAGACACACGUCUGGCCUACCUAUGUCAAUGAUGCUUCAUACCUUCAUCUUAGAUCUUGCCAUCUUGGUGCAGGAGUGCAUGCUUCCAUCUGUUAGACUUCUCCUAGCCGGUAUUACCAUAUGUGCUGGAUUGAUUGAUCUUAGGCGCGCCACGAGGAAAUUCCAUCUGCCAGAAUUGGAUGAAGCGGAGUCAAACCGAUCUUGAUCUGAGGCCAUGCUGUUGUGCUGGUGGAUGAACCGACACUUCCACAGCAAUCAGCAGUCGCAUUGCAUUUGCACGCAUUUAAGUACAUGUAGCUAUGAAUUUGAGACCUUGAAGCUUUGUUUAACAUGUGCGGGCAGACAUUGCAUCAGAGUAAAAAAAUAAUGCUCCUAAAGUAUUUUACCUCUGACCCUUUUUGCACAGAUUAAAAAAAUUCUUCACUGUAGUACGAAUAAAAUACUGCGGUUAAUUAGGCUUU
This is a messenger RNA of Oryza sativa Japonica Group (Japanese rice), 3260 nucleotides long. Lineage: Eukaryota; Viridiplantae; Streptophyta; Magnoliopsida; Poales; Poaceae. The record is from RefSeq and is a predicted model, not a curated record.